GAGACGUCCCAUUACAAAAAAGCAAGCAAGAAGAGGAGGAGGAAGAGAUUUUUGGAAAGCCAUGGAGACCAAGAAUGCAUGAAGGACAUCAGUCAAACAGCAGAGACGAUAAAUCCCCUGCCUCUCUCCAUGUUGAAAUCCAGGGAUUCCCAAUUCCUCAGAAUGGUAAGAGAAAUCAAAGGGGAGAAGGUUUAGGGAAACUACUGAAAGGUAAAUCAGAUUUCUAUAAAAACUGCAAAAAUUUUACUAAAAAGAACCAGGACAAUCGCAGAGUGAAUGGAAAAAGUUGCAGUCAAACCUCUCCUUUUACAUUAGAGAAAAUGGAGUACGUAACAGAGAAACUAUAUGAGUGGGUGGAAUGUGAGAAAAUUUUCAGCAAGAGCAGUGACGUUGUAGCACAUGAAAGGGUCCACACAACGGGGAAACCUUAUCCAUGCUUGGAGUCUGGAAAGAGCUUCAGUCAGAGUAGUUCCCUUACUUCCCAUAAAAAAAUCCACAUGGGAGAGAAACCUUAUAAAUGCACGGAGUGUGGGAAAACCUUCAGAGAGAGCAGAUAUCUUGCUUCCCAUAAAAGGAUCCACACUGGGGAAAAACCGUAUAAAUGCCUGGAGUGUGGGAAAACCUUCAGAGAGAGCAGCCAUCUUACCUCCCAUAAAACGAUCCACACGGGAGAGAAACCUUAUAAAUGCAUGGAGUGUGGGAAAAGCUUCAGAAGACGCAACCAUUUUACUUCCCAUAAAAGGAUCCACACAGGAGAGAAAGCUUAUAAAUGCACGGACUGUGGGAAAAACUUCAGAGAGAGCAGCCAUCUUGCUUCCCAUAAAAGGAUCCACACUGGGGAAAAGCCAUAUAAAUGCACCGAGUGUGGAAAGAGCUUCAGUCAGAGUAGUUCCCUUACUUCCCAUAGAAGGAUCCACACAGGAGAGAAACCUUAUCAAUGCCUGGAGUGUGGGAAAAAUUUCAGUAGGAGCAGCUCUGUUACUUCCCAUAACAGGAUCCACACAAGAGAGAAAGCUUAUAAAUGCCUGGAGUGUGGGAAAAACUUUGGAGAAAGCAGAUACCUUGCUUCCCAUAAAAGGAUCCACACUGGGGGAAAACCAUAUAAAUGCCUGGACUGUGGAAAGAGCUUCAAUGGUUGCAGUUCCCUCACAUCUCAUAGAAGGAUCCACACCGGGGAGAAACCGUACAAAUGCCUGGUGUGUGGGAAGACCUUCAGCGGAUGCAGCUCCCUGACGUCCCAUAAAAGGAUCCACACUGGGGAGAAACCGUAUAAAUGCCUGGUGUGUGGGAAGACCUUCAGCGGAUGCAGCUCCCUGACGUCCCAUAAAAGGAUCCACACUGGGGAGAAACCAUAUAAAUGCCUGGAGUGUGGGAAGAGCUUCAGGUGGAGCAGCGACCUUACUAUUCACAAAAGGAUCCACACCGGGGAGAAACCGUAUCAAUGCAUGGAAUGUGAAAAGAGCUUCAGCAGGUGCAGUGAACUUACUUCCCAUAAGAGGAUCCACACAGGAGAGAAGCCAUACCAAUGCACAGUGUGCGGAAAGAGCUUCAGCGACAGCAGUAUCUUUGCUGGCCAUAAAAGGACCCACACGGGGGAAAAACCGUACAAAUGUUUGGAGUGCAGUAAACGGUUCAGUUGCUGGAGUUCCCUUUCAUCCCAUAAGAGGAUCCAUACGGGGGAGAAGCCAUAUAAAUGCACGGAGUGUGGCAAAUCUUUUGGUGACUGCAGUUCCCUUACAUUCCAUAAAAGGAUCCACACAGGGGAGAAACCAUAUAAGUGCGUGGAGUGUGGGAAGAACUUCAGGUGGAACAGUGACCUUACUUCCCAUAAAAGGACUCACACAGGGGAGAAACCAUAUAAAUGUAUCGAAUGUGGAAAGUGCUUCAGUACCUGCAGUGGCCUUACUUCCCAUAGAAGGACCCACACAGGAGAAAAACCUUAUAAAUGCAUGGAAUGUGGUAAGACCUUCAAGCAGAGCAGAUCCCUUACUUCCCAUAAAAGCAUCCACACGGGGGAGAAACUAUACACAUGCCUGGAGUGUGGAAAAAGCUUCAGGUUGAGCAGGUCACUCAAUUCCCAUAAAUGGAUCCAUGUGAGAGAGAAGGCACAUUCAUUUAUGGAAAGUAGAAAGACUUUCAGUAACUGUAGUGGCCUAAUUGCUCAUGAAGAAAGCAAUGUAGGGGAGAUGCAGUGGAAUGUGGAAAGAGCUUCAGUAUCAACUGAAACCUUACUUGAUAUUAAAGAACUCAUUUAGGGGGAAGUCAUAUAAAUCAGAAGUUGCCAAGUUUCUUGACAGU
This is a messenger RNA of Candoia aspera, 2298 nucleotides long. RefSeq names its product zinc finger protein 665-like. The transcript is spliced from 2 exons. Bases 75 to 2255 code for a protein of 726 amino acids. The record is from RefSeq and is a predicted model, not a curated record. Lineage: Eukaryota; Metazoa; Chordata; Lepidosauria; Squamata; Candoiidae.